This is a messenger RNA of Xenopus tropicalis (tropical clawed frog), 2774 nucleotides long. It is a transcript of the gene c4bpa, whose product is annotated as complement component 4 binding protein, alpha. Gene Ontology annotation, cellular component: membrane. The transcript is spliced from 13 exons. The coding region runs from base 220 to 1668 and encodes 482 amino acids. The record is from RefSeq and is a predicted model, not a curated record. Lineage: Eukaryota; Metazoa; Chordata; Amphibia; Anura; Pipidae.
AGAGGAGAGGUAAUACCCACCCCUGUUUGGUGACGUAGCGCCUACAAUUCACCUGAUUCCAAGGAACAGAGAGACUGGUGCAUACAGCAGUCGGGAUCGCUAAUGGUGCAGUAUCAUUCUUGAAUAUAUUUUGAGAAAAAACCCUACAAAGCACAGAACCUAUUUGUGGAAAUCCUGAAGAGAUUAUAAGAAAGACACUGAGAAUUAAGAUUCAUCAAGAUGAUUUCAUUUUCCUUUUGUAUCAGAUGUUGGUGUAUUUUUCUUCUGAUAAUCAUUGCAGCCCUCUUCUCUGGGACUCAUGGUGACUGUGAUUUUCCUCCUAGACUUCAGGAUGCUGAUCUGAAAACUACACAAAACAGCUUUACUAUUGGUACUGUAGUGGAAUAUGUUUGCCGCCCUGGUUACCUAAAAAUUCCUGGUAGGAAUACCACAAUCACUUGUUUAAGCAACUCUACAUGGUCAACCCCUGAUGUAUUCUGUAAGCUGAGAAGUUGUGGGAAUCCAGGAGAUACUCUGAAUGGAGAAUUUCAUGCAGAAGACUUUAAUUUUGGCUCUGUAGUAAACUAUACAUGUAAUGUAGGGUACAAUAUGAUCUCAAAGUUUAAUUAUCGUAUAUGUCAAACUGAUGGAACGUGGAGUAAUGCUGUACCACAGUGUGAAGCCCAGAUCUGUUCACCGCCAGAAAAUAUCUUAAAUGGAAGUUUUAAUCCAACAAAAGAUGAAUAUUAUUACCAGGAUUCUGUGACGUACAAAUGCAUUAACAACUUAGUACUAGUUGGGAAAUCCUCUAUGUUUUGCACAGAAUUUGGAAAUUGGAGUUCUGCUGUUCCUCACUGUAAAGGUGUUAAUUGUGCCAAUCCAGAUGUUCCUAACUCAAAAAGGCUAUCAGGAUUUUCUGGCCCAUAUACACUCAAUUCUGCUAUUACCUUCAAAUGUAAUGACGGUUUUGACAUUUUUGGACAAUCUACUAUAGAAUGCAAUAUUGAUAGUCAGUGGGAGCCUUCAUUGCCUCAGUGUUUGGGGCGCUGUGGUUCUCCCCCUAGUCUUCUUUAUGCAGAGUUGAAACCAGACUUUGUCGAUCAAAAGACCUUUUCUUCUGGAGCAGAAGUGCAAUAUGCUUGCCUCAUUGGGUACAACCCUAUCUCUGGCAAAAAUUCCACAAUAAUUUGCCAUGAUGCCACAUGGUCAACCCCUGAUGUGUUCUGUACAUCCCAAAUCUGUCCACCACCUGAAAAUAUUGUAAAUGGAAGUUUUAUUCCACAAAAGGAUCAAUACUUGUACAAGGAGAGCGUGACAUAUCAGUGCUUUAAUAACAUGGAAAUUGUUGGGGAUCCAUCCCGUUUUUGCACAGCUACCGGGAAAUGGAGUUCCGUUGUACCUUCUUGUAAUGACAGUUCAGCCCAAAUCUGUCCACCACCUGAAAAUAUUGUAAAUGGACAUUUUAUUCCACAAAAGGAUCAAUACCUGUACAAGGAGAGUGUGACAUAUCAAUGCUUUAAUAACACGAAAAUUGUUGGGGAUCCUUCCAGAUUUUGCACAGCUACUGGCAAAUGGAGUUCUAUUGUACCUUCUUGUAAUGAUGGCAACACCGCUGGGGUAAUUUUAGGAAACACUGUGCUGAUGCUUACACUGAUUAUUGUAACACAAGUACUUGGGAAAUUCUUCUGAACUGAUGGACUAAACGGUCUAAGCCUAAAGUGAACAUAUCUGUCUUGCCAAGGAGCCACAUACAAACAGUAAAUUUAUACUUUACGAAGACACCUUGCCAAAUCCUUUUCGUGGAUGUUAAAUACCAAAAGGCCCUUGAUUUUGGGCUUGGGUCUGUGGUACCCCUGCAGAGAUUGUGCAUAGUAUCCCUGUUAUAAGGGUUUUUUUUUUCUUGCUGCAAUGGGUUAAUUGCCUUUAGAAACACUGACUCAGGGAAUGAUGUGAAUGCUUACAAGUAAUAUGUCAAUACUGUAUAAGUAAAGCAUAACAUAUAAAAAGUGCUAACAACUGCUAGGCUUGAGUCAGGAGAAGUAGUUGUUAGCUCUGGGUCUUAUUUUAUUUAUCUCCAUAGUACACUACACACUGUAUUUGUAAUGAUGCUCUAUUAUUAAUGUACUUUAUCCCAAGAUUUAUUUUACACUUCUAUUGUGUGAUUGAAGUCAAAUGUAUUGAUAUUGGACAUAAAAAAGCUCAUUGCAAAAUGUGCUCAACCAUAGCAACUGCUAGUUUGUUCCGUCUGACUGCCUUCCAUAGACUGUAACUGGAUGUGAUUAAGGUUGUCUAAUAUAAUCCCAAAGAGAUACCUUACACACAAGGCACUGUAAUGUAAAAGAGGCCAAAGAGAAUUUUUUUUUUUAACAUAUCGGUGCCUGUUAACCCUACCUAAUCUGUUCCUUAAUUUUAACUUGUCACCUUCACUCACUCUUUGACACCACGCAAGUUAUUUUGUUUGUAUCACAAGCUAAGUAAGCCCACGAGUUUCCCUUUUUGUCCAAAACUUGUACACUUCUGAUAUUAGGUACAAUGAUAUUAUAUUCUUAGGUGGGAGGGCAAAGGGGUUGGCAGGUAUCAGAAUUUUGUUUUACAAAUGCAUUUGCUGCUCUUUAUUUAUUUAAUUGGGUUGAACAUUAAUAAAAUCAUUCUACCUUAGAUCCAUGGACUCCUUGUAUUUCACCUUCUUAACAGAAGUGUAUAACAGUAGUGUAUAUGUGUAUACAUUGUUGCACUUGGCACUUGUUCCAUCUCAUCAUUAAUUUAUUAAUUCAAUAAAAGUGGAGUGUGGUUGU